AUGCCUCUCUUUCCUUCGGUCUACGCUGAGAGUAUGGAGGAGCGCGUCACGCAGUGGACACCUCAGGGCCAUGGCAGUCGGACCAAGGACACGCUGGCAGACGACGACCUAUUAGCGAAGCUAUCUGUGGCUGUCGACGAAGAAGAUGAAGAGGUCUCGCGCAUUGUGCCUGGAUCCACUCCAAGCACGGCUACAUCCACCCCAACGCCCCCCUAUCACAGUGCUGGACCGAAGCAGCGCGCGAAGUCGAGCAUGACCAUGGCACCAACUGCCGAAGAAACAGCUCCAGACGACCAUCCCACCCGCCCAGAUUCGGUAUGUGGUGUUGCCAGCGCACGUGGGCCAGGCAGUGCGAAUGUUCGUUGGCGCAUGGCCUCUGACAAUCAGCGCCCUGCCUCGUCUGCGUACUCUGCGCGAGCGCCACGAAAAGUCAAUGGGAAGAACGCUUUGCCACCGAUGAGCUCUACUUCUCCAAAGGGUGAAGCGCGUGCGACACUUGCAAAACCACAAGACACAACCACACAGUCCACGGUCUCCAAGUCCUCCCAGUCCUCCCAGGCAUCUCCUGUAGUUCAGCCGUCGAAAAGACGGCACCAGCCACAGCCCUCCCAACAGUCAAACAGCAGCGCUUCCUCCUCGGAGGGUCAGCACAAGAAGCCACAGCAUCUGCCCCAGGACCCCGCCUUGCAAGCAGUGGCACGACAGCUGAACAAAGCCUUGGUGGCCCACGCUCAGAAGCGGCAGUCGGAUGGGCCACCCAGCUGGGCGCGAUUCUUUAUGGAGGCUGACGCGGAUGGGAGUGGCAUGAUCUCCUUUGAGGAGCUGGACAUUGCGGGCCUAGGCCAGAUGGUCCUCAUUGAGGAGCAUGAGGACCCAGAGCUUCCGAUGCCCGCCACCUUGCAUCAGCUGAUCAGCUCCGACGACGACGGCGACGGCAGACCCGAAAGAGAUGAGCAGCCACAGGCCAACGCAACCGCUCAAGAAGGUGCCCUCGCUGAGCUACAGCCCGAGGCCUUCUGUCACAGUGAAGAGCUUCGACACGCGCUGGACCACCUGGCACGAGCCCAACGGGUCCUUUGCACGAUUACCUCAGACGUUGUUGUGGAUGGUCUAGAACGUCUGCAUGCGGUGAAGCGGACGCUCCAGGAAGACCUCGAGAUGGCAACCUCCGGCACAGUCAACGAGCGAUUGCAGGUCCUUCUGAAGUUGCACGCCCAGGCACUCGAAGAGUGCAGAUGCGCAGACGAAAAGUGCGAGGCAGAGCAACCAGAGAUAUUGAUGUUGCGGAGAAGCAUCGCCGAAACCAGCCGUCGAAUGCCCAGGAUCAAAGAAAAUCCUGACGAUGAGACAUCUCCUCCGCAGGAUGAAGCACCUGAGCAUUCUGCAGUGCCGAGGUCUGGCCGCCUUGCAGCUCUGCAACAGGCCCUGGCGCUCCGAUCAAGGCAGGCGCAGAUCGCUAAAGGAUCCCUCCUUUCAGAGGACAAGCUCCUCUCUGCAGAACUGAAUGUUGCAAAGAAUGCGUUGAAGGAGGCCGUCAUGGAGGGUCAGCGUCUCGAAGAAAUGAAAGACGAAGCGGAAGCAGAGGUCUUUCGGGCUUGCCGGGCGCUCGCCAGCGUAGAAGACAAAGGCGAAGGCGAUGGUGAGUCAGUGAAGAACAUUCGGCAAACUGCGUAUCAGAAGGCUCGAGAGGUCGAAGCCUUUGUGGCGAAGGGCCCUGCGGCACCCUGGCGACUCAGUGCCUUGCACCAGCCAUCGGGGACUGGUUCGAUCGGAACCACGGCCGCAUUGCUGGACCCGGAGGCUUAUCGGCUCAAUCGAGAGAAGGCCACAGCACAGGCGGACAAAGAUUUGGAGGCCAUGAUCGAGGCAUACGUUGCAGAAAAGGAACAGAUACAACGUGCUGUUCACGAAGAGGUUCAGCGGCAAAAGGACGAGGAAGCUCACUUUGCUGCAGAGCUCCAGAGUUUGCGUGAGCACAUCAAGGAGCGACGUCACGGCAUCGACACCGCCCUGGCGGCCCAGAGUUCCGAGAAGGAUCAGCGUUUGCUUGAGGCCCAGCGGCAGCUCACCUUGGAAUUGCGGCAGAUCGAGUCCCAGGAGCGCAGCAACCAGGAGCGCUUGCUGGCAUGGGUCCAAAGGGUCCUAAAGCCGCUUCUUUGCAUGAAGUCUUUUGAUGCCUUCGCGAGACCGGUACAAGAGUUCCAAGUGAAGACGGCAGUAGGAGGUUACAUCUCCAUCGGAUCUAUCUGCUUAGUAGCUGCGCUUUUCCUUUCUGAGCUGCGCUACUUCUUGACGCUGGAGACAAAGGAUGAAAUGCUAAUUGACCAGAGCCAGGAGCGAAAGUAUUUGAACAUGUCCUUGGACGUUACCUUUUCUUCCUUGCCGUGCUCGGUGUUGGCUGUAAAUCUUCUGGACCCUAAGCAGAACAACGUAAUGCAUGUCGCACAUGAAAUUUUCAAGGAGCGGUUGACAUCAACAGGAGAAGUUAUUGGCAAGCCCAUCCGCGACGGUCUCCAAAACGUGGCCAUGACGCCCGCAGACUUGGCGACGGUCUUCCGAGACCAGCAGGCCAAAGCGAAUCACUCUUCCACACGCUUCCGGUGUCCCUCGUGCUUUCAGAGCCUAUUCGAUGAGGAUUCCUGCUGUAAUUCCUGCAAAGAGGUUCGGGAGGCUUUUCUGAAUCAUGGAUGGGACGACCGACCCGAUGAUUAUAUAUUUGCUCAGUGCAUAGAUGAGGCAUACCAGCGGACAGCUGCACAGAUAGGAGAAGGCUGUCGUGUGAAGGCAAACCUGCACGUUCGCAAAGUCCCUGCCACGCUGCACGUCGGCAUAAGCCAACGCAUCAGACGAGAUCUGGUACGUGCGACCAGUGUGGCGGAGCUGACAGUUGGUGCCGAUUUCACGCACCACAUCCACAACCUUACCUUCGGCCCGGACUUUCCAGGCCUGGUUCGGGUGCUCGACGGCAGACAUAAGUCGAGCCAUCAGCCACCUUUGUCCGAGCACUAUCAGUACGAUGUCCAUGUCAUACCGACUCGAUACCUCGAGGAUGGGUCUGAGGAGAUUGCGGGGCACCAGUAUAGUGUCACGGAGUAUGUGAAAGCCGUCGAUGCGACACAUCCUGGCCACGAAGUUGCGACGACAGGGAUUUGGAUGAGCUAUGAUUUCACCCCGUUUGAGGUUCGUGUUACCAGCAGCCGGCUGGUCAAGCAGCUUAGGCGACGUAAUAUCGAGUUGGCAUUCUCGGGAAUGUUGGACGGUUUUGCCCAUCAGAUCCACAAGUCGCUCGAGAAUGGAUCGCGGCAAGAGGUUCUCAAGACCGAAGAAGUGGACAGGUCCGAGCCGGAUCAGUGGCGUGAUGUCGGCGCCGAAAACUCGCUUGCUCGAAGAUACCGUGCCGGGACGACGUUCCUGGAAGCAGAUGUCGUUGGCUUCGGGAUUCCAGUUGCGCAGUGGACCUUCUGUCUCCAGGCCCAGGCAGCCGCUUGUGCAAAGCAGCAGCUCGAUCUUCGGCUCGCGAAGGUCCGCACAGACUGCCGCGAGAUGCUUCGCUCUACGGCGAUGCAGUGGGAGAGGGCUGUUAUGCGGGAGCGGCAGGCCUUGCAGGAGGCGAAAGAGCGCCGUGAACACUGGCAAAAGCGGUUGAAAUCCUCCAAAGAUGCCUUCCGAGGCCACUGCGUCAAGACCGGAGUGUAUGCGCGCACCCUGGAUUCGACUCGACGCCGCAUUCUGGACUCCCUGGUGCCCAGGGGGAAGGCUGUUCCUCAUAGUGAACUGGCGAAAUCGUUUCACGUCCGUCUCACUAUCACAAGCGAGAAACAGAAAGCGGCACGGAGGAAGCUGAAAGCGCCGGUGUCGCGGUACGAGCUUCGAGUCUUCUGGCGGCGACUUGAUGAAGACAACAGCGGGCAAGCAUCCGUGGAGGAGUUUGGGCGGCUCAUGUACAAGAUCGAACUUAGCCAAUGGCCGGAUCUGACCGAUGAUGAAAUUUGGCGAGUGGUUGGCGUGCUGAACCAGGCAGCUCACAAGUGGCACCGCGCGGGUGGCAAUUGGUUCAAGAUCUUCAACCAGAUCGAUGCAGAUGGAAGUGGCAAUCUCUCUUUCGAUGAACUGGUACAAUGUGUCCGUGGAACCUAUCCUUGCCUGAGAGUACCGACCCGUGAUGUGAAAGAGCGCGAGUUGCAGGGACUUUGGAAGGCCUUGGACGACACGGGCAGCAUCGAGGUCCCUGUGCACCGGUUCAUGGUGUUCAUGCGAAGAUGGAGCGCCGAUGCUAGCUUCAAAGAACAAAAGCAAAGAGCCCCGGCCAAGUCCUCGUUGCCGCCCGUGUCCGAGCGGUCCGGCGCGGAGGUGCGUGGGGUGGCUCAGGCCUUGGAGCGAGCAUUGUCAUCCUACUACAUCGACAAGGGCUACCUCAGUGUCGCCAGUGCAUGUGAGGCAGCAGCGUGGCAGGGUGGUGCCAAAGUCAAUGCUCCAGCCUUGGAUUUCAAUUGA
Messenger RNA from Symbiodinium sp. CCMP2592, 4494 nucleotides. Lineage: Eukaryota; Dinophyceae; Suessiales; Symbiodiniaceae. The record is from the annotation of a GenBank genome assembly.